AUGAAGUUCACCGCUGCUCUGGCCCUGGCCCUCGCCUUCUUUGCGCUUGCAGAAGCUCGGACCUAUAACAAAUGCGGUUACAAGUUUGCUGUCUUGACGGCCACCUCUCGCAACGCUAACGGCCUCCGCCGUGCUUUCACCACCUUCCAAAAUGCCUUGGGCGGUAUCGACAAUGGCAAUGAGGCUGGGCCACUGUUCUCUGGCUUCCGCUCUAUUAACUGGGACGCUGAGGUGGUACCCUUCGACAUGCCGUUCAACUUCUUCGACAAGAACGUCACCAGGGGUGCCGUGUUCCAGGCCGCCAAGAGGGAGUUCCGCGUCAGCAACCCUGUCCCACCGCCGGUUGACGAUAGGUUCGACUCGCUCUUGCCCAAGGGAAUCACAAAUCAGUUCCAGACAUUCAGCCCGAAGAGGCUGUUCACGCCCCUCGUGAAGAACCGUGUCACGCAGAUCUUCAAAAUCCCGACCUUGAACAAGAGGGCCAACGUUUCUGGUAUGGGCGCCGUGUUCGUCGAUGUCGACCUUCGGCGACAGACCUGGAUGGACUUCUACACGAAGAGCGGGUGCCUGCUCAUCCGUGUAUUUGUCCCGCCAAGGAACAGAGGGCUCAGCUUUGCCGGCCUGUACGACCUCAACGGAAAGCCCAUCAUCUGGAGGGUUGUCAUGAAGUUGGGUACGAUUUCAGUGCAGGACGCUGGAGCUAGGUAUCGGGGACGCGGGGAUGUUGUCGUCCUUGAUGACCUUCUCUACGGUGAGCCCGCGCUCUAG
Messenger RNA from Chondrus crispus (carragheen), 768 nucleotides. RefSeq lists its product as hypothetical. The record is from RefSeq and is a predicted model, not a curated record. Lineage: Eukaryota; Rhodophyta; Florideophyceae; Gigartinales; Gigartinaceae. Bases 1 to 768 code for a protein of 255 amino acids. The transcript has a single exon.